UUGUAAUGUAAACUAACUGAGUGUGUUUCCACUGAUACGUGUUUCUUUCUAGAAUUUUUAUAGUAAUUUCACUUUUUGGGCGUAAAAUUAUUAUUGGAAUAAAUACCUACAAUCAAGUGUAAUCAAAUGGAAGUAAAACAAGAAAUUUGUGAGGAAACGUGUAAAAUAAAAACAGAGAACAAUGACUUGGAUGAUGCACUUUUGGAUGGGUUUAAACGUGAAAUUCAGGAAGAAUCCAAUAGGCAAAGUACUCAUGAUACUUAUAAUUCUUUAGACCUAAAGAAAUAUACCAUAACUACUGAAAUAGAACAACAUGGAAAUAACUUUAAACCAUUUGAAGACGACAAAAAAUCUGAAAAAGAUUAUCUUCAAGAGAACAAGAUGGAAAUUAUGGAGACACUAAGGGGACAUUCAUCUCACGAAGAAAAUUAUGUGAAUCUACAUGCUAAAAGAAAAUCAUUAAAUAAAAAUAUGAAAAUUGUGAUUCGAAAAAGACUUUACAAAUGUGAAAUUUGUUUAAAGGAGUUUUCUAAAAUAAAUAUUUUGAAAAAUCAUUUAAGAACCCACACUGGAGAAAAACCUCACAAGUGUAAAAUUUGUUUUAAGCAGUUUAUUACAUCAGGUAAUUUGAAAAUGCACUUGAGAGUGCACACUGGAGAAACACCUUACAAGUGUGAGAUUUGUUUUAAAGCAGUUUUCUCAAACAAGUAAUUUAAAAAAUCAUUUGCUAACACACGCUAGAGAAAAACCUCACAAGUGUGAAAUUUGUUUUAAGCACUUUACUCGAAAAGAUCAUUUAACUGAUCACAUGAAAGUUCACACUAGAGAAAAUCCUUACAAGUGUGAAACUUGUUUAAAGCAGUUUUAUCGUAAAGAUAUUUUGAAAAAUCAUUUAAGAACGCACACUGGAGAAAAACCUCACAAGUGUGAAAUUUGUUUUAAGCAGUUUAUUACAUUAGGUUAUUUGAAAAUACACUUGAGAGUGCACACUGGAGAAACACCUUACAAGUGUGAGAUUUGUUUUAAGCAGUUUCUCAAACAAGUAAUUUAAAAAAUCAUUUGCUAACACACGCUAGAGAAAAACCUCACAAGUGUGAAAUUUGUUUUAAGCACUUUACUCGAAAAGAUCAUUUAACUGUUCACAUGAAAGUUCACACUAGAGAAAAUCCUUACAAGUGUGAAACUUGUUUAAAGCAGUUUUCUUACAUAAAUAGUUUAAAAUAUCAUUUAAGUACGCACACUGGAGAAAAACCUCACAAGUGUGAAAUUUGUUUUAAGCAGUUUAUUACAUCAGGUUAUUUGAAAAUACACUUGAGAGUGCACACUGGAGAAACACCUUACAAGUGUGAGAUUUGUUUUAAGCAGUUUUCUCAAACAGGUAAUUUAAAAAAUCAUUUGCUAACACACGCUAGAGAAAAACCUCACAAGUGUGAAAUUUGUUUUAAGCAAUUUUCUGUAACAGGUAAAUUCAAAGCACAUUUGAGAACACAUAGUGGAGGAAAAAUCUCAUAAGUGUGAAAUUUGUCACAAGCAGUUUAGUACAGCAAGUAAUUUAAAAGUACAUUUGAGGGUGCACACAGGAGAAACACCAUAUCAGUGUGAUAUUUGUUUAAAACAGUUUGCUCGAAAAAUUAAUUUAUCAGAACAUAUGAAAGUUCACACUGGAGAAAAACAUAAGUGUGAAAUUUGUUUUAAGCAGUUUGCUCGAAAACGUGGUUUAACUGAUCACAUGAAAAUUCACACUAGAGAAAAUCAUUUAAAAGUUGCACGCUAGAGAAAAUCCUUACGAGUGUGAAAUUUGUUUUUAACAGUUUACUACAUCAAGAUAUUUGAAACUACAUUUAAGAACGCACACUGGAGAAAAACCUCACAAGUGUGAAAUUUGUUUAAGCGAUUUUCUGUAAGAGGUAAUUUCAAAGCACAUUUGAGAACACACACUGGAGAAAAGCCUCAUAAGUGUGAAAUUUUUUUUAAGCAGUUUAUUUCAGCAAGUACUUUAAAAAUACAUUUGAGGGUGCACACUGUGCACCAUCUUACAAGUGUGAGACUUGUUUUAAGCAGUUUUCUCAAAGAGGUAAUUUAAAAAAUCAUUUGCGAACACACGCUAGAGAAAAACCUCACAAGUGUGAAAUUUGUUUUAACACAUUAAAUGCGCAUGACCCCGAUGUGGGCCACGUCGGUUAACUUCCAAGUGUUCGUGGCCCCGCUCGAGGUACCUCGUGUCGUAGUAUUAAAGAAGCUGUACAAAUUCAGCAAGGCAGUAAAUCACACCGUCCCUUUGUGAGCUUGUCGGUUAAGUAUCGAGAAUUGAUAAUUUCUUCGUCUUUUGCACAGUUCCUGAUUAACGUAGUUUCAACGUCCAAAAAACUUAAAAGUGACAUAUAAAAUUCCAACAAACUCACUGAAGAAGAACUUUUAGCAGAAUUAGAACAGUCAGGAUUCUGCGUUGGUGAGUGUUUUGAGAGUGGCCAUACGUGGUUCUUUAUGAUUUUUCAGAACAUUUAUUAUAGUUUUGAGUUUCCAGAUUUUUUUGUAACAAAUAAAUGAU
This is a messenger RNA of Diabrotica balteata, 2548 nucleotides long. The record is from the annotation of a GenBank genome assembly. Lineage: Eukaryota; Metazoa; Arthropoda; Insecta; Coleoptera; Chrysomelidae.